Helianthus annuus (common sunflower) is the source of this 501-nucleotide messenger RNA. Its product is annotated as chaperone protein dnaJ 49. Gene Ontology annotation, biological process: cellular response to misfolded protein. The coding region runs from base 1 to 501 and encodes 166 amino acids. Gene Ontology annotation, molecular function: Hsp70 protein binding. The record is from RefSeq and is a predicted model, not a curated record. The transcript has a single exon. Gene Ontology annotation, cellular component: endoplasmic reticulum membrane. NCBI's taxonomy places the organism in Eukaryota, Viridiplantae, Streptophyta, Magnoliopsida, Asterales, Asteraceae.
AUGGACGGUAAUAAGGAUGAGGCAAUGAAGUGUGCUGCCAAUGCAAAAGAGGCGAUUUCAUCUGGAAAAAAGGAGGCUGAAGGUUUGAAUGAAGGGCCAAGUAAUACCGAAGAACAUGUACAAGUGGUUCAUAAGAUCAAAAGAAGCAUGGAUCAUUAUGAGAUUUUGGGCGUUGGUAAAAGUUGUUCGGUUGAGGAGGUUAAGAAGGCUUACAAGAAGUUGGCGUUGAAAGUUCAUCCGGAUAAGAACAAAGCUCCUGGAUCCGAGGAAGCGUUUAAGAAAGUUGGCGUGGCGUUUAAGUGUCUGAGUGAUGAUAACUUAAGAAGACAGUAUGAUCAAACAGAUUUGGUUAAGGGAGAUGGGAAUAGUCAGCACUACAAUGCUAAGAAACGAAGAACAAGACACAAUAUGUUUGAUGAUGCUUUUGAUUUUGAUAAAAUUUUUAAGCCGUUUUUUUAUCAAGGUGAUGUGUUUCACCAUUUUCGUAAUUUCAAUAAAUGA